UUUGAAUUUAAUCAUGAAAUCCAUCAACCGGUAGUUGACCAUAAUCAGCAGCUGAUUUAACAGCUAUGGUUUUUUCCUUCUUUUUUAACACUCUUUUUCUUGUAUUACUACAUUUUUCUUCACUCCUACAAAAUGCUGCCUAAUUAUUCUACCUUGGUUCUACAGCUAAAGCUGAAAAUGCUGCUACUAAUCCUCCUCAUUCACACUCUCAUCUUCACCACAACAUCGUCGGACCUGACCACCGAUCGCGCCGCCCUUUUAGCCUUUCGUUCCGCCGUAGGUGGUCGUACAUUCCUCUGGAACAUUUCCAACACCACCUCCCCAUGCAACUGGGCUGGUGUACAAUGUGAAAACAACCGCGUCACCGUUCUCCGGCUACCUGCCUCCGCUCUCUCCGGUAAACUUCCGGUGAACACCAUCUCCAACCUCACGCGCCUCCGUACACUCAGCCUUCGUCUCAACAACCUUUCGGGUCCUCUCCCUUAUGAUCUUUCCAAAUGUGUUGAGCUUCGUAAUAUUUAUGUUCAGGGCAACUAUUUUACCGGCCCAAUUUCUUUUCUCUUUGGGCUUCGCUCUUUAGUUCGGUUAAACCUUGCUCACAACAACUUUUCCGGUGAAAUACCAUCCGGGUUUAACAAUUUGACCCGGUUGAGAACACUUCUUCUCGAAAGGAACCAUUUUUAUGGGUCUUUACCUGAACUAAAGUUUACCAAUCUAGAACAGUUUAAUGUGUCUUUUAAUAAAUUAAAUGGUUCUGUUCCAAGAAGUUUGGAGUCAAUGCCUAUGGAUGUUUUUCUUGGGAAUUCACUCUGUGGGAAGCCACUUGGUAUUUGUCCAGGAGGUGGGGCCCAGCCUGCAAUAGCUACUGCUGGAAUUGAAAUUGGGAAUUCAACUAAGAAAAAUAAGUUGUCCAGUGGAGCUGUUGCUGGUGUUGUAAUUGGUUCUGUUGUGGGAUUUCUUGUUUUGUUGUUACUUUUGUUUGUAUUAUUUAGGACAAAAAAUGGUAAAAAAAUGAGGUCUUUUGAGGCUGCUAUAAUUAAGCAAACAGAAACAGAAGUUUCAGUGGAGAAGCAAAUUGUGGAAUCAGAGAAUGGAGGUGGAAAUAAUGGCUAUUCAGUGGCAGCAGCAGCAGCAUUGAAUACUGGUGAAAAUGGAGCUAAAAAGCUUGUGUUUUUUGGAGAUUAUUAUAAAGCAUUUGGUUUGGAGGAUUUGUUGAAAGCAUCUGCUGAGGUUCUUGGUAAAGGAACAUUUGGAACAGCUUAUAAGGCAGUUUUGGAGAUAGGUACAAUUGUUGCUGUUAAGAGAUUGAAAGAUGUGGCUAUCUCUGAAAAGGAGUUCAGGGAAAAAAUUGAAAUAGUUGGAGCAAUGAAUCAUGAGAAUUUGGUGCCUCUUAGAACAUAUUAUUACAGUGGAGAGGAGAAACUUCUUGUGUAUGAUUAUAUGCCAAUGGGGAGCUUGUCUGCACUUCUUCAUGGAAGCAAGGGAGCUGGAAGAACACCGUUGAAUUGGGAAAUCAGGUCAAGUAUAGCCCUGGGAAUUGCACAAGGCAUCGAUUACCUACACUCUCAAGGUCCUAAUAUCUCCCACGCGAAUAUUAAAUCAUCUAAUGUUCUUCUCACCAAAUCAUACGAAGCACGAGUCUCAGAUUUUGGCCUAGCUAACUUAGUUGGACCGCCAUCCUCCCCUACUCGAGUAGCAGGAUAUCGUGCUCCAGAGGUAACAGAUCCUCGUAAGGUUUCCCAAAAGGCAGAUGUCUAUAGCUUUGGAGUAUUACUAUUAGAACUUCUAACUGGGAAAGCACCUACUCAUGCACUCUUGAAUGAAGAAGGUGUUGACUUACCAAGGUGGGUUGAAUCUGUAGUUCGCGAGGAAUGGCCUUCUGAAGUUUUCGAUAUUGAACUCCUCAGAUACAAGACUGCUGAAGAAGAGAUGGUCCAACUAUUGCAGCUAGCAAUAGAUUGUACUGCUCAAUAUCCUGAUAAUCGACCUUCAAUGUCCGAGGUCUCUAAGAGGAUUGAAGAGCUUCGACGUUCAACCUUGCGUGAACACUCUGAUCUUGUCAAUGCAACAGAUUAGAUUUGUCCUUAGUCCCUUGAAAAGUGCAGUAAUUAAACGAAAAUCAGAUUCAUUACCAUCAUACUGAGGCCAACUUUUAAGCAUAUUGAGCUUGUUGUUUGUUGUCUGAAAUGAAUUUAAAUGGAGAAACAUGGUCAGCGAGUUCAUGUAUCCAACCCAAACUUAUUUGGACUGAGGCAUAUUUGUUAGGAUGUUUUAUGCAAAUCUUCGCUCACCAAAACCUGACAAGUUAGAAUCUUUAGUUCUUGGUAAGCGUAUUGUUCUACAUUAUUCCCUGUUUGAUUAAAUUUUUCAAUUGAGUUGAGUACAGCAUUUCACCCUCAGCAGGACGGACAGUCCGAGCGCACUAUUCAGAUAUUGGAGGACAUAUAGUUGUUGUUAUUGAACUUGUUAUUUAUUAGGGAGGUCUUUAUUUCAUUUUGUAUUAACAGAUUAUGGCCCCUUUUGUCAAAGUCCCUAUUGUACUUGAGCCUUUCAUUUUCAUUUUGGGGCGCCAAUAUCUGUACCAUUUAUUCUUGUUGGUAGAUAAUGCUUUCUGUAAUUAUUAGUACUUCAGCUUUUACUUUUGCCUUUUCUUUUUCUAACUGUCAGUGACAGUUAUAAGAGGCAUGCGUGCAUGUGAUUCUGGAUAUGCUGAAGCCAGUAGGAAGAUUACAGUGAUGUAGAGUUGUUUUCAAUGACAAAG
Nicotiana attenuata is the source of this 2761-nucleotide messenger RNA. RefSeq names its product probable inactive receptor kinase At1g48480. The transcript has 2 exons. Bases 133 to 2076 code for a protein of 647 amino acids. The record is from RefSeq and is a predicted model, not a curated record. NCBI's taxonomy places the organism in Eukaryota, Viridiplantae, Streptophyta, Magnoliopsida, Solanales, Solanaceae. Gene Ontology annotation, molecular function: ATP binding; protein binding; protein kinase activity. Gene Ontology annotation, biological process: protein phosphorylation.